Ostreobium quekettii is the source of this 1272-nucleotide messenger RNA. Lineage: Eukaryota; Viridiplantae; Chlorophyta; Ulvophyceae; Bryopsidales; Ostreobiaceae. The record is from the annotation of a GenBank genome assembly.
AUGAACGCGUCAGCGUCAGUAGUAAAAGCACGGGCCAGUGCAGCACAUCUCACUGGGCCUCCGUUGCCCGCCGUCGGGCUAUGGGCACCGCCCAUGUUCGGAUGCAGAGUGGCGACAUCCCAAGGGCACACGGGCUCCACCCGCUCCGCCAACCCAGGGCGUCCUUUGACAGCAGCGGCGGGGGGGGCGAGCCGACCUCCGGCCAUCCCAGAAGGCCAAGGUGGGCUGAUGAGUGACUACGAGGCGCUGCGCACCACCUUUCUGUCGCAAGUGGACCGCCAGUUGGAGUCGUUCAAGGAGCGCGACAAGGACCUGCACCAGCAGAGGGAGGAGCUCAGGGACCGCAGCGAGGAGGUGGACAGGGAGCAGCAGAGGCUGCAGCAGGAGCGCGAGGGGCUGGAGCGGGAAAAGGCGCAGAUGCAGAAGGUGCAGGUGCAGGACGACGACGUGGUGGAGCUGAACGUGCAGGGGGAGGUCAUGUGCACGCUGAGGGGCACGCUGACGCAGAUACCAGACAGCAAACUGGCAUACAUGUUCAACGGGAGAUGGGAAGACAAGAUGAGAAAGGACAGCCAAGGCCGCUACUUCCUCAACUACAUGCCAUCAUGCUUUCGAAAAAUCCUUGAUCACCUGACCACAAGGGAGCUCACAGGCGAUCAUCCACUGCCAACACCCACUGUCGAUGCUGACAUGGCUGCCAGCUAUGAGAUUCUCGUUCACCACCUUGGCCUCAACGUUGCAUUCUUUGGAGGUUUCAAGUUCAGCAGAACUUUGAAGAGCACAUCAGUUCGGCUUAGCCCUGAUGCUCUCAUGGCUCGAAACGACUCUGCAGGGGAGGGAUAUGUGCUUGGGGAGCAUGGUUACAAGAACAAAGUGGUAGAAUUCACGUUGCUCAUUGAGAAGCUCGAUGCAGAGUUCGCACGGAUGUUCAUCGGUGUCCUGGCUGAGGGUCACCCAUUGAAUUCGGACAACAGCUUUCGAGGCAACCCUGGAGCAUUUGGAUGGGCGGGGGCUGGGCAAGUGUGGGUGGCCGGCAAGAGGCAGCAGGGCUUGGGAGAUUAUCCAAAGGCCCUGCUUUGUGAAGGCUUGGCGCUCAUGGUGACUCUGGACUGCCGAGACGGCCACAAUGUGAUGAGCCUCAGGAGUGAAGCAAAAGGGACGGAAUACCAGAUCGCGGGGCUGCCAGAAGGGCAGUGUUGGCGAAUUCAUGUGAAUAUGGUGGGGGAAGGCGAUCAAGUGAGGUUUGUGAACGUGAGGACAUUGACGGAGUGA